This is a messenger RNA of Phytophthora infestans T30-4, 351 nucleotides long. RefSeq names its product H - or Na -translocating F-type, V-type and A-type ATPase (F-ATPase) Superfamily. The transcript has 3 exons. Gene Ontology annotation, cellular component: membrane; proton-transporting V-type ATPase, V1 domain. Gene Ontology annotation, biological process: proton transmembrane transport. Gene Ontology annotation, molecular function: proton-transporting ATPase activity, rotational mechanism. The record is from RefSeq and is a predicted model, not a curated record. Lineage: Eukaryota; Oomycota; Peronosporomycetes; Peronosporales; Peronosporaceae. The coding region runs from base 1 to 351 and encodes 116 amino acids.
AUGAGCGACGGUACUAAGCUCAUUGCCGUGAUCGGAGACGAAGACACCGUCACGGGCUUUAUCCUCGCGGGUGUCGGCCAUCGAACGGCCGAGGGAACCAACUUUCUCGUCGUCAAACCCUCUACUCCAAUCUCCGCUAUUGAGGCCAGUUUCCGGACGCUCUCGAGCCGUGACGAUAUCGCAAUUAUCCUCAUCAACCAGCACGUUGCUGAGGAGAUCCGUCACCUUCUCAACACGUACGACAAGACCAUUCCCACGGUGCUAGAGAUCCCGAGCAAAGACUCGCCUUACGACCCAGCUAAGGACUAUAUCAUGAAGCGCGUGAAUCUCAUGCUUGGAGGAGAGUCGUGA